UUGAGGACCCCUGCAUUAGGCAGUGGUGCACUGCACAUGGAACACUGAUUUAUGUUAUGCAGCUUUUUACAUGAAAGAAGAGAAACAAUACAAUGAACACAUUUUGAGUGAAUUUUCUCUGUGAAUGUGUUGAUUUAUCACUAUUUUAUAGGGGACAAUGCAAUUCUGCAUUUUAGCCUAACUAUAUUGUUUUGGGCACAAGCUUUCCUGUAACAAAUUUCUUCAGUUCUCUCCAACUGCAGCUUCCAAAUUCACAGUUUGUGUGUGUGAACAAUCCUCAUCCUGGCCUGAACAGGUGGAGACCGCCUUCCCAAAAAUACCAACAGCCUUCCUUUAAUGCUUUCAGGGAUCUUCUUUGGUGUCAGCGAUUACAUCCAGCUGCUUGCUUCUCUCUAUUUUUAGAUGUGUGCAAGAGCACUCUGGAGUGGAAAACUUUCUAUCACCCCUCUCUCUCAGCCAUAGUAUUUUAACUGAUGUAAAAUGAUAGCAGGCUUUACAUGCAGCUCCAUGCUCCCUCCCUCCCUCUGCUCUCUAAUAUUUAGAAUUGCUGGAUUGCAAUUGACUUGCCCUGGUUUUUAGGUAGAUGUUUGUGCAACAGCUUCAUACUAUGGGGCCACUUGGUUCUUCCUUUCCUUUCUCGGAAUUUGCUUGUUUCCAGAAGGUGAAGUGACAAGAUGUGGAGCAACAAACCCAAUGAGGUGCCUUUACAAAAUCCAAGGUCCUCUCAGAGUCUGGAUUCUAUCAGAGACUUAACCACAGCAGGGGAUGCUUUUUCACAAACUAAGGCAGCACUGCAUCAUAUUGAAAACAAAUUGGAAGUAACGCCUACCAGCACAGCUGUAUUGGAGUCUGUCAUGGAUAGCAAGAAACCAUCUGCCAGUACUACCAGAAAAAUAAGUAGGAAAGGCUACAGGAUUUCCAGUCAAAGGAAGGAGAAAUCCUCACGUAGUCCUCUUCGUGCUACCACGUUGGAUAGCAAUGUGAAAAAGUGUGUGCAUGUUGAAUUCCGUGAGCCCCUGGCUUCUUUCAGACAUACUCAGUGGGGCCCAUCUUAUGAAACCUCUUGCCAACUGGAAGCUAGGUAUCUGAAUCAUAAAGAUGCUGGAAAUAAGGGUGAAGGAGCGAGUUAUAUGGACUGUGAAAAAGGUGAAUCAGAUUUGCAGAACAGAGAUUUCAGAAGCCUGUCCUCUUCAGGUGAAACUAUUGUCCGAUACUUGAAUGACCGACCAGCAAUUGAUGCCUUGCAAAAUCCAGAUGUUUUUGUAAAAGAUGUAACUCCUACAAGGUCAGCGGAGGAAAAGACUGAGGGAUCCAGAGGAGAUGACUACAUCAAAAUGUCUUUGAGUAUUUCUCAGGAAACAGAACUAAAACAUUUACCAUUGGUAGAGUCUUCAGCUUCUUCUGCCAGUACCUCCAGUGCCCACAGACUAGAUAUUUUGAAGCAACAUCAGCAUGACGCUAAACUGGAAAAGUUGAAAGAACGGAUAAGAAAGCAGUGGGACCACACAGAUGAACUGUGUAAUAGAGGGCAUCAUUUGGAAUACACAGACCAUCCAAUCACUGCAAUGGCUUCUGAGAAUACAGUGACUCCUAAAAUCAGAAAAGUGGCAGCUGCACCUCCUGCUCCUUCGUAUAAAGGUUUCAAUCCAUCAGAAGCCAAGAUUCGUACUCCGGAUGGAAAAAUAUGGCGUGAAGAGGAAUUUUUCAAUCUCAGUAGAGAGUUAUGUCGAGACUUAGAACUCCAGUUGACAGAAGAAGAUGUGGCUGUGAAAGAGACUCCUGAAAAAAGCAAGGAGAGAAAAACAACCAAGCCAGUACGCAAAAUCCAGAAAGUGACUCAACAUCCAAAUCCUGAUUCUAAACAAGGUAGUUCCAGUGCAAUAAGUACAUCCUCCUGGCGGAAUGGACAGAGACUGGCGAAGAAGAUAUUGGGUCCAGCACCAAAAAUAGAACAGCCGCACAAACAGCUAUCAUCUAAUGACAGAAUGGGGAAGGAUAGACCCACAAAAUCUGCAUCUCACAUAGGAAAGACAGAAUCUGAUUUCAAUCUGGAUAUUACCGUCAAAAUGCUAUCAAAAAGUCCUGAACGGUCACGGACUAAAGCAAGAGUGGAGAAUAACCUGAAGAAAAAAGAUCCUGCUGCUCAGGAUGUUAAACUGGGAGAAGACCAUGUAAAUAAGGAUUUUUUGCCAGUGGAGAUCCGUGGGAUUCUUGAUGACCUCCAACUGGAUUCUAUGUCUCAGCAGGAAAGGAAGGAAAAAAGCCAGAGUCGGAAAUCUUCUUCAGUUACCAGGAGUCACAGCCCAACAAAAAGAAAACCAGACAAACUUUCUGCUAAUGAUGAGCCCCAAAUCACAUCUAAGAAACGACAUUAUGAUACAGAUGAGGUUCGACAGUUUAUUGUUAGACAACAGGAAGAAAGAAAAAAGAGGCAAAGUGAAGAGAAGAAAGCACAGAAAGAGGCAACUGAACAAAGGAAUAAGAAACUUCAGGAACUUUACAAGAAACAGAGAGAAGCUUUGGCUAACAAGACAAAGAGCACACCAGCUCCUGAAUUGGCCAACAAGCAAUUGCAAGACACUUAUUCUAAAUUGGAACAAGCCCUGCUGGAGCAGCCGUUACCCUCUGUACAGGAGGGAGAGGCCAAACCUGGUUAUCAACCAUCUGGCGAAUCUGACAAAGAGAACAAGGUGCAAGAGCGUCCUCCCAGUGCAUCCUCUAGUAGUGAUAUGUCUCUUUCUGAACCUCCUCAUCCUGUUCUCAGGAAUAAAUUGUUGGAGCCUUUGUGGAUUCAGCCAGAUAGGUUGAGUUCAAAAAUCCAACUUCCCUGCCCACAGUCUUCUGCUAUCUUGAAUGGGAAUCUCUUCUCUCAACACUUAUCCCUGGAUCACAGGAGUCUCUUACAAAAGGACUUUGAUACUGUCUUCUCAACUAAAAGAAGCUAUAGUACUGCUGUGGGUUCUAUACCUUCGGGAUCUCAGCCAUUUGUGCCAUCUGUUGUACAGCCAACAAUUAAUCAGUAUAAAAGCAAAUUGGACCGUAUUGAAGCCCUGAAAGCGACAGCAGCCUCUCUAUCAAAUAGGAUUGAAAAUGAGGCCAAGAAAUUAGCAGGGGCAGGUAUUAACUAUGGUGCUGUAUGGAAUUCUGAGUGUGACUUAUUGCAAGGAGACCAGAGUGAUGGCUACUGGGCAAAGUCCAGCAGCCCCCCUGUGAGAGAAGAUGAUGUUUUUUCUGCCAGACUUCAGAAGAUGUUGGGUACCUGUGUCUCUCACGCAACUUUUGAUGACAACCUUCCUGGAGUGGGAAAUCUUAGUGAAUUUAAAAAGCUUCCGGAGACCAUUAGUCCUCAUACUGCCAGUAUCAACCUCAUAGGCAAUUACCGAUCUGAAGGAAUCCUAGGAAGUCUGUCCAAGAAGCAGGCAUCCUCCCCCGGUGUUGAAAGUAAAGUGGCACUUUGGCAUGCUGGCAGUGUAGACUCAAUAAGUGAAGGGCCACUCAGUGAUGGUCUUCUGUCUGAGGAGGAAGGAGACAAACACGAACAGCCAGCAUUGAAGAUAACUGAAAUACUAAAAGAAAAAGAAUUCUGUGCAGUGGAUAAAACUGGCUAUGAGCCCAUAAAAGAAUUUCAGAAAGAGGCAGAAAAGUAUUUACCUAUUUUCACACAACUGAAGAGUGCCCAGAGACCUUGGGAGGAGCUUUCCAAGGGAAGUCCCCAUAGUGUCAUCAACAUUUUUACAAAAUCUUAUCAGCUGUAUGGAAAAGGAUUUGAAGAAUGGUCAGGACAAAGGUCACCAACUCAGAGAUCUUUACUUCCCAUCAUGAGCCCUUCUGCGAGUAUUGUUUCAUACGACGAUGAUUUCAUUUCAUCACAGGGUACUGGAACAGCCACAAGCAAAAAGGCUGCUCUUGAGCCCAGUGGAAGCAGCAGCCCCAGCCUGAAAGAAGAACUGGCCAGCAGGAAGUCUCCUUAUGAGAUGCAAGCUAUACAGCUUACUCACCAUUCCUCAGGACCACCAUCUACUGGUUCUUCUCAUUCCUCUGCAUCUUUUAAAAAAAGAGGGAAAAUGGGAAAGCUGGAUUCUUUGACUGGAGUUCCAAAUAUCCCUUUGUGGGAGGAAAGUAAAGAAUCUCCAAGAUCAGAUUAUGGACUGCAUCAGGCACUGAACUCAUUACCUGAUAAUGGAAUAUCUAAUAGAGAACCAGAGCAGAAUCUAGAUUCUGACAGCACUUUAGAGGAACUGUCUGGUCACUCCUUGAUGAGUCUCCCAGAUAAAGUAAGGUCCCCAAGGACUGCAAGCUCUCCUCAGUCUCCUCAUAUACAGAAACAGUCUCAUCUGGUAAUAAAUACAUCAGAUAAAAACAGAUUGUCAAGUUCUUCAGUGAAUGUAGCUUCUGAACCUCAGCCAAAUGCUACCUUCUCUGAUUUGAAUUUUGGAACCAACAAGGCUGGAGCCGGGAUUAUGAGUGGUUCCAUGCACUUCUCACCUUCUGGUCUUCAUCAACGUAUGUCAGCAGAACUUAACUAUUUAAGUGCCAUUGAAGAGUCUGUACGCCAGAUUUCUGAUGUAGAACGUGUGCGAGGAAUAUCACUUGCACAGCAGGAAAGCGUUUCUUUGGCUCAAAUCCUAAAGGCACAGCAGCAACGACAUGAACGGGACAUGGCUCUUCUGAAGUUCAAGACAGAGCAGGAGGCUUUGGAAACUCAGAGGCAGAUGGAAGAGGCAAGGCAGAAAGCAGCUCAGGCCCAUGCAAAAUCUUUGCAGCAAUUGGUGCAGUCACGGCAGGAAGCAGCAGAAGCUUUACAGGAGACAACAUGCAAAAUUGCAGCCCAGCAGGUGGAGGCUGCUCUGCUCACUACAGAUGCUGCUCGCCAGUUACAUGAGAUGACAGAGGUUGCACGUGCCCAGAUGUCUGAUGUCACUGGUGCUUCUGCAGCUCUGGCUACCACACGAUUUGACCAAGGAAGAAAGCAUCUUAUAAAGGAGUUCAAAUCUCACAAAACGAGCAGGAAAUUGGAAUCAAAUGCUGCUACACAAGGCAAAGGGGAGCUAGGAGACUCAAAGCAUCAUUACUCCCACUCAUUUGAUAGUUACUCUGAAUCAUCAAGAUCAAAGACACAUGAUCAGAGCAGUAGUAGCAGCAGUAGUCGUCAAGAAAGUCCAUCCAUUCCCUCUUCUAAGCAAGUGAAAAAGCUUUCCCAUCAUGAGAAGCGUAGCAGCUCUGUUGAAGAGGAGGUUCCUACAGCUGUGAAUGAUUCCCUACAGAGUAAUGAUAUUCCAUGCAAUCUUGAUGAAAGAGAUUCUACUUCUGUUGCAACAGAAUAUUCCCUCAAAUUUGAUGAAUCUAUGACAGAGGACGAGAUUGAAGAAAAGUCCUUCCGGUCUUUACUGCCAUCUGAAAGUCAUCGUCGGAUCAAUAUGAAAAAACGAGUUCACCAUGAUUAUUCUGAUGAGGAAGCUUCUCCUGGAAAGGCCACAUUGUCACCUGCUAAAGAGCUAAGUCUGCCAUUUUCAGGAGGACAAGACAGCUUUUCCAAAUUUACAAUGGAAAUGGUGCGGCAGUACAUGAAAGAAGAAGAAAUGAGAGCAGCUCACCAGUCCUCAUUGCUCCGUCUACGUGAGAAAGCAUUGAAAGAGAAGACAAAGGCUGAGUUGGCUUGGUUAGAACACCAGAAAAAGCAUCUACGAGACAAAGGAGAAGAUGAUAAAAUGCCACCUAUCAGAAAGAAACAGCGUGGCCUACUUUUGAAGCUGCAGCAGGAGAAGGCUGAAAUUAAGCGUCUUCAGGAGGCCAAUAAGGCGGCUCGGAAAGAGAGGCAACUGAUCCUUAAGCAACAGGAAGAGAUAGAACGAAUACGCCAAACCACUAUGAAAUUGCAGGAAAAACUAAAGUCUGCGGGGGAAAAUAAACUGGAGUAUUGCAGUGAGGAUGAUGUAAAGCAAACCCAGUCUUCAACCCCACUGCCAACAGAUGCAGAGACUGGUAGUCCUUCUUCCAUCUCCAGCUGUGAGACGAGUAGCAUCAUGCAAAAACUAAAGAAAAUGCGUAGCCGGAUGGAUGAGAAACACUGCUCUCCUGUUCACUACUUCUUCUCUGUCUUUACGUCUCACCACUGGGCUUCUCUCAGUGUCUGUUUUCCCAACCUCCAUCCCAAAUUCCAGCUGUAUAUCUACAACCAAUUGGUCAGGUUCUUAACUAAGAGAGAACAAAAACUAAUGCACCGACGACAGUAUGCCGAAGAACUGCUGCAGUGGAAGCGUCGUUUAGAUAAAGAAGAAGCAGAGAUACGUCAAAUAGAGAAGCAAGCGUUGGCUGCCUGGGAUAAAGACUUGCUCAAAGCCAAAGCAAACAAAAAAGGUGCUGGAGACCAGAAAUCUGAUCAGAAAGAAACAGCUAGUGAAGAAGAUUCUUCAGUCCCACCUUGUUCUCGCCUGAAUAGUGAAAGUUCUGUGCCAGAAGAAUUGGGCAGCCUACCUGUUGAAUCUAGGCCAACAACAGUCCAUGCGGAUCAAGAGCGAUUUGAAAGCCUAGAUCAUACACUUACUGAGGAAAUGGCUUAUACACAAGAAUUAGCAUCCUCUGCCUCUCCUGGAAAACAUUCUCCUUCCAAGAGUAGUGCGUCCCACUCAAAACAAAUACAUAGCAAGGGAAGCCACAAAAUAGACGGGCAACCUCAUUUGUCUACAAAAUCUCAAGAUGUUUCCUACAGUUGGUCUGAUGAGUCUUUGUCCAUGACCCAGUCAGUAUUAAAAUAUACCUUGUCAGAAACUACAUCUGAUCAAAGUGAUGUGGAAAGCCGAAUCCGAGCCCUGAAGGAUGAGUUACGGAAGAGAAAGUCUGUUGUUUACCAACUGAGAAAGGAACAAAAAAAGAGGCAUAAGGAGAGAUUGAAAGCCCAGGAGGCCAGUUUGAUCAAACAAUUAGAAACUUAUGAUGAAUUCAUCAAAAAGACUGAAGCAGAACUGAAUGGGGAUCUGGAGGCAACACCUACAGCUAAACCUCAAAUCAAGACACUGUCUUCAACUAGUGAAAAGCCAAAGAUCAAACCACCUCCACUCCAUAGAUCUGAUACAUCAAAAAGUUGGAAAUCACUAACUGAUUCUGAGCGUUCUAGAGGAUCCUUGGAGUCCAUUGCAGAACAUGCUGAUGUUCUUUCUCGUUCUGAGAAAUAUGUAUCUCCAUACACCAAGAAAUUUCUUGAGGCAGAGGUUCGGUCAGAGGAGCAAUCCCGAAUUUCAUCUCCACUCCUCAAGAUUACAAGAAGCUCUAGAGCAGAAUCUGGUGAUUCUUUAGACAGUUCGGCUUCAUCAGUUCUUUUGAAAGACAUAAACAAAUCAUCACCGAUGUCCCCAAAUAGGCUUGAAGAUACAACAAAUUAUGAGUCUUUUAUUUCCAGUAACAAAUCUCUAGUAGAAGAAGGUGUUAAAUCCAUAAAAUCACAUAUAGCUGAAGUAGUUGAUAAGGCUUCUGUAAGACCUGGUGCUUCUUCUUUCAAUGUAGAAGAAAAUAAUUUACCUGGAAGUUCUCCAAAUACAUAUGGGAGUCCUGAGGCUGAUUCUCUAGAAAAGAAGCAAUUUGGCUUUCCUUCAGUAGAUAUCCCUGAAAGAAAGAAGAUGCCAGAGGAAAGGUCCACGGAUGAUGAAAAUGCUGUGUCAGUCAAGAAUAGAAUAAAUAAGGGGGUGUUGCAUGAAGACUUGGCUUCAGAAAAGAUUUCUAUUUGCAAAGAGUCAUCAUAUUCUAAUGAUUUUGAAGGGUCUUCCUCAAAAAAAGAAACAUCAAAAGAUGGAAUACUUCUUACUCAGUAUUGCAAGGGUGGUCUUGAUACAUUGUCUGAUGGAAAAGAUAAAUCCUGGCAUACAAAACCACCCAGGAGUAGGUCUGCUAGUACUAGAAGUGAUGAUGAAAUAAGUGAAUGUAUCAGUGAAAAGUCUUUGUCAGUGACAGGCAGCAUUCAUUUAGAGAGAGUUUUAGAACUGAAAUCACCAACAGAACUUCUGAAGAGUAAGGAGUGCAGUGAGGUUGAGAGAGAACCUGCUCCUGCUGAUUCAUCCCUGUGGGCUUCCAGUUCCAAGGCAGAAGAUGACGAAGAAGAAGCUCUCCUAGAUUUUCAUAUCGGUGACAGAGUUCUUGUGAGUAAUGUCCAGCCUGGGACACUAAGAUUCAAGGGCUUUACAAGUUUUGCUAAAGGUUUUUGGGCUGGUGUUGAGUUAGACAAGCCAGAAGGAAACAACAAUGGGACUUAUAAUGGCAUUCGGUAUUUUGAUUGUAAAGAAAAGCAUGGCAUUUUUGCGCCUCCACAAAAAGUAUUUCAUAAUUCAGAAAGUUUUGAUACUUGCUUGGACUCAAAUAAAAACAUCUGCAAACAUACAUUAGACAAUAAUGAUAAAGCAAAUAAGAACAACCGAGAAAGCCCAGAAGAAAAGGAAAAUGAUACGAAUACAGCUCAUGAGGAUAAAUUCCUGGGUGAUAUGUCUGCUUUAGAGGGCUUUAUUUUAGCUGGAGACAAUACAAAACUGAUUUCGCAGAGAAAUAUUGUUUCAGACUUUAUUGCUGCUGCUGAAGAGCUUGAUCAAGAAACAAGUAUUGUUGAUUCUCUAAAAUCCUCUGAAAAUGAUGAUGAUAUUAUAUCUGCUUCAGUUUCUAAUGCCCGUAGAGAGGCUUCUGCAGUUGCUGCAGAAGGAACAUCAGAAAGCUUAUUCCCUGAGAAAUGGAAGCAACAGCCUUCUUGGCAGGAAUAUACUGAGAAGUCAGAUUGCCUUUCUCCUGGAGUUUUGGAGAAGUCUGCAACUCCACUCCUGGACUUAUUGACAAAAGAACGAAGCCAGUUAGAAGCACAACUUAAAGUCCCAUCAGAAGAAGAAGAAGAACUUGUUGAUCAACAGGAAAAAGUUGGCUUGCUGGCUGACAGUCUGCUGCAAGCUUUUGUGAAAGACACAGUCAGUCAAUUGCAAGAAAUCAAGAAGGUCAGGAAUGAAAAAAUUCUAUCUAGCAAUAGAGAACUUUGUGCUGUCCAAGAAAAAACAUUUACAACAAAUGACCUGCAGAGCCUUUUAAUCAGUUCUGAUCUGGAUGAUGAUAGAGAAGAAGUUUCCUCUCCAGAUAUGUGUCCUAGGCCUGAAAGCCCAGUGUUUGGUGCCAGUGGCCAAGAAGAGCUUGCCAAGAGGCUGGCAGAACUGGAGCUUAGCCGGGAGUUCUUGAGUGUAUUAGGAGAUGACCAAGAUUGGUUUGAUGAGGAUUUUGGCUUGAGUUCUCGUAAGUUGCCUCAGAAACAAGCUGAAGAAUCAGCAGUUUUGCCUAAGCUAGAGCCCCCCAAAGUACUAACCAAGCCAUGUGAAGAGCCCUUCGCUGUCCCACAUACUGCAGGAGAAGUGGAAGACCUGGUGCAUGUGGCAGCUGAGCAACUGUGGAAAUGUAAAGAAAUGGGGCAUGAUCUUCAGGCUACCAGUCUUCCCAGGGACACAAAUGAUUCUUCCAGGGAUGGUGACAUCGAAGCUGUUAGCAAACAGAUCUACAAACAGGCAGUGUUUGAUCUAACAAGAGAGAUCUUUGGAGAGAUUUUUGCAGAAGAUCCAAAUUUGAAUCAACCUAUUUGGAUGAAACCAUGUAGGAUUACUUCCGGUUACUUCCGUCGAGUAAAAGAUCCAAACGAUCUUGAAGAGAUAAAGACUUUUAUAGCAAACGAAGUGCUAAAGCUCUUGAAUCUGAGAAAGGAGCCAAACAAUAAAACAGACUGGCAGAAAAUGAUGAAAUUUGGACGCAAAAAACGAGACAGAGUGGAUCAUCUACUGGUCCAAGAAUUACACGAAGAAGAAGCUCAGUGGGUGAACUAUGAUGAAGAUGAGCUAUAUGUGAAGAUGCAACUGGCAGAUGGAAUUUUUGAGGCCUUAAUAAGAGAGACCAUCGAAGUCCUUAACCAGAUCAAUGAAAAACAGAAGAAGCUGCUGCUUGUGUGACAUCAAAGCUAUAGUUUUACUAUAGCAAUCUGUUAUUUGAAUGCGAUGGGGUGGAAAUUGUACAGCCAUGAAGAUGCUGUUGAACCGAAAUACCUAGCAAUGUCAUCUAGCAUACUUAAUGGUGAAGAGAGCUGGGUGUUGCUGUUCAACAACACCUGCAGGGCCACACUAUUCCUACUCCUGGAGUUAGAUGUCAUUUUAAUAUAGGUGGAGACAUGACAGAACAUGGUAUCACACAUCCCUUCCCAUGCUGCCUUUGAAGAGUUUACACUGGAUUUUUUCCAAAUAAAUUUUUCCUAUUAGAUCUUUUCACCCUACUCUCCCCCCCCCCCCUAAUACAUGUUUGACAAUUCAGUUUAACAGUUGGCAUUUGACUUUUGAUGUUGUUGUUGCAGUCUUGCUAUAGGAACUGCACAUUUCAGAUACAUUUUGGUAAUUUCUUGGGUUUGAGCACUGAAUACCCAGAAUUAUAAACUGAAGUUGUUAGUAAAUGUUUUUCUUCAUUUUAAUAACUGCUGUUCUAGUUUGUUAACUAUCAUUAUUUUUUAAAAUUAUCUUACUCAUAUUUAUAUAACAGUCCAAACAUGCAUUUGUCAACAGCCAUUGAUUUUUGUUCUGUUUCCCAUCCAUUUCCAUCUUUCUGUUUCAAAAUGUGGAACUAGAUUGACGCAAGAGACAUUAAGGUAGAGAUGUAUUCUUCUGAAUAUGUAUUCUUCUCACGAAGCACAGUGAAAUGUUGUCACUAAAUAUUAAUCUGGGUUAAUUUUCCUAGUUUUCCACAAUAUUCAUCCUUUCCUCAGUGAACUACCAGCUGCUUCCAAGUUUGUAGGUACUCAGGAUUCUCUCAGGCUCUUGACAUGUAAGAGUUGGGGGGGAAAUGCUUGCAAAUGUCAGCCUUUGAUCCCUUUACUUCCUCCCUCGCUUACCACCCUACAGUGAUGUAUUGGUGGAGUCAUUACUUGAAUUAUGUAGGGCUGGGAGGGUAUGUAUGUACCAAAGAAAGUGAUGCCUAGUGCUUGACUCUGGAUUUGUUUUGUAUGCAUAUAGAAUUUCUUUUAACUUAUUUUAUAACAUGUUAUGUCAGAAAAAAUGUCUAGUGCUAUACUAAUUGCACUACUAUAGGAUUUAAACUCCAGAUUCAACACAAGGUAUCUUUUAUCAAGACCGUAUCUGUCUUAUAAAAAUAGAGAUACACAGUUUUGUUUCAAAAAUGCCAUCUUAAAGAGAUCUGCAAAGAACCAAGUGCACAUUUUGCACUGUAGAGUAGGAAAGAGGCAUGAUGAUGCAAAAGCCACCUGAAACAGUUGGAAUUUGAGGGGGAACACCUGGAUUGGCAUUAAAAACAUCCUUCUCCCAUUCACCCCUAGUGCCCCCAAAUGUCCUACAGGACACAGCUGCUGCCAGCACAGUGUUCUCUUCUUCCCUCUCCCCUGUGUUUCUCCAAGGGAUCACAGUUGAUCUAGGCUUGAAUGCUAAUGCCUUAAUUUAAAAUCUAGUUUACUUGAUAGGAAUCAAAAUCUCCUGACAUGUAUUAAUGUGGAGAUAGCACUUGGAAGCAUGGGAGAAGGCACUCCAAAGACGUUUAUGAACCAAGAGGUGCAUAUGGGAAGAGCUAUGCCCUUUCCUCUUUCAUUGCAUCUAAUUCCUUGGGCUUCCAACUAAACAUACUUCUGCCAAUACUCCUUUAUUGGCCAUUUAUUUCGAAAUCAUUUUUGUGAUUUAUUUGCCUUUUGCAGUGACACACAAACAGGGCAGCCCCUUAUAUCUGUGAUUGUACAGAGAAAGUAGUUGGAAUCCAAUCCAACAAGAAACCCUGCUAUAUGGCAUAGCCAGCUUGUCAGUUUCCAAUUUUGUAUGACUAGACUUAUUUAGAAGAACUACAAGAUCAAAAUAGCAGUGAAAAUACCCAGCAUAUCUUCUUCUUAGUGCAUCUCUAUCACUUUAAGAGUUAGGUGCCAACUCUAAAAAAGAUCUGGUGGAAUGAGCUGUUGUGUUUUAGAAGUUAACAGGUUUUAAACUCCCAAACAAAAGUUAUUGUAUUCUUAAUAGAUAUGUUGCUAUCAUUUCACAGUGUCUUAGGUUUUACCACUUCUGGGGCUCCCCUAUUGUGAACUGAGGGAGUAUUCAUAUAUAUGAGAAAAAUAUAAAUAAACUAACAGUAAUGCAAUUCCUGAGGUUACUAGAAACAAUAGCAAUAGUGAUACAUUGCACAUCCUAAAGCUUUUGCCUUGAAUAUGGGAUUCUGAUACAGCAGCUUCAUUUGGUGUAGGCAUUGAAAAAGGCUGGAAAUUCGGCUUUUAAAAAUUACUGAAAUCUGUAGUUUUGGGUUAAGCAAGCCAUGACAUAGUUUGAACCAUUCCACCUCUUUGUGGCAACAGCCUUUACAAAUUUGCGGCUUUCCCCCCUAGAAAUAUUGGAUUAUUCUUGCAGUUUUUUCAGUAAAAAUCUAAAAAUGGGAAGGUCAUUUUUCUAGUCUCAAAUACAAAAAAAAGAUGAGCACAUAUUAUGAGACUGCAUUAAAGAACUUCUAGUUUACCCUGAAAGGUUUUAUGUUCUCACCCUUGUGAAAACGUAUAUGUUUAAAACAUGCCUUUGCUAUGUGAAGAUUUGUGAGCACAGCCUGAGCUACGUAUCUUCCUGUAAGACAUGUUUCAAUCCAGGUAUCCUUUUUGAUGUUAAUGAGAUAUGGCAUUGGCCACAUAUAUAUGUUACACGAAGGCAUGGCCUUUAAAUUGGAGUCUGCUGAGGAGAAUGGGAAUCAUCCUUUUUAUAUCAUAGUUCACGAUGAAGUGUUGAAGCUGCAUAGGAGACUUGAGUUUCAACAGAUAACAGAGAUUGUCAUUCUUUUUCCUGAGAUACACUUGAAUUAUGUUAUGUCUUACAGAAUUCAUCUUGGAAAUAAAUAUGUGGCCUGAUAAUGUUGAAACUAAAGAUGAAACCACAGCUAGAAAAUAUGGAUUAAGUUAAAUAUGUCCCAUUGUUUCCUUCUGAGAUCAAAGGAAAGCAAGUGUUAUUUAAGUAAAAAGAGCAGCAGUUCUUCCUGUAGAAUUGUUCCUGACCUAUAGAAGUUGUGACAUCCUUUUUCUGCAAAUUUCCUAUUUAAGUAGGAAGGAGUUAGAUGAGAGUGCAGCUGUACUCAUGUAUCAUUCCCAUUCAUUUCAAAAGAGUUUGGAUAGGAAAAAUUCCCAGUGCACUGUGUCCCUUAGGCUUUUCACUAGCUUAACUUUGGGGAGAAACAACAGCUAGGUUUUGUGGCCGGUUUGGUAUGGGUGGGGAGAGGACCCAUUAAUGAUCUUAGAAAACGUGGCCUUAGCAAUUUUUGCAAUACUUGAAUAAAAGCGUGUGUUCACUAAAGAAAUUCCAUGGCACAGCAUUCAGAGACCAUUGAAGUAACUGCACCACAAAUAUUUUUCAGUCACUUUUGGUACUUUAACAGAAUUAAAUACUUAUGUUCCAGCAGCAAAAACAGUUGACACUUGCAAAGUGUUUCUAUGUAAACUGUAGGAUUUUGGGUUUUUAUAUUUACAAACACUGGUUGAUAUGGCUAAGCAGACUCUCAGCUGAACUAGUUUGACAUUAAAAGGAAAUAAAAGUGGAAAAACUGUACUGUAAUAUGUUGAAGUAAAUAGGAGUUUUUCCUUUGAUUUUUGCAGAGCCUUUUUAUAUACAUUUAUGGAGCCGUUAUAGGGAGAUUCUUCUUCCCCAUGUAAUAUAUUGUGCAGAUACUAAACUGCUCAUGUGUGAGUUUGUGUGUGUGUGUGUAAAUAACCUUAACAUAUUGGUUUCUAGGUCAAUUUCAGCCAAUACUCACACAUCCUGUGCAGCACGGCUCAGUAGAUUACCGAGUGUUAAGGUUCUUGUAAUUAUGGACUGUAAAAUAAGCCAGGACAGUCCCUGUAUACACCAGUGUAAAUAUCUUUGUUAAUUUGAGAUGUACUUUAAGAAAAUUAAACCUGUAAAUAAAUUGAUUUAUAAACUAUCAAA
Messenger RNA from Anolis carolinensis (green anole), 13937 nucleotides. It is a transcript of the gene cep350, whose product is annotated as centrosomal protein 350. Lineage: Eukaryota; Metazoa; Chordata; Lepidosauria; Squamata; Anolidae. Gene Ontology annotation, cellular component: centrosome. Gene Ontology annotation, molecular function: microtubule binding. The record is from RefSeq and is a predicted model, not a curated record. The transcript is spliced from 39 exons. Gene Ontology annotation, biological process: microtubule anchoring. The coding region runs from base 675 to 9953 and encodes 3092 amino acids.